This is a messenger RNA of Phytophthora nicotianae INRA-310, 2130 nucleotides long. RefSeq lists its product as hypothetical. The transcript is spliced from 4 exons. The record is from RefSeq and is a predicted model, not a curated record. Lineage: Eukaryota; Oomycota; Peronosporomycetes; Peronosporales; Peronosporaceae. The coding region runs from base 1 to 2130 and encodes 709 amino acids. Gene Ontology annotation, molecular function: protein binding.
AUGACGGGCGGGCAGCACAAGACGCCCGUGGACAGCAAGAGCGCCGUCUCCUCUGCGUCCCCCUCCAGUGGCGGUGCACAGGCUUUCGCGCCGUUGCCAUUCGAUGAGAGUCUCGUAGCUACAGCCAGCAGCACAGAGUCAACGUCCAGUACCUCAAUAACCGGCAGCAAGUCCGCAGCCGAUUUUUUCCUGGACCAGAUCGCCGCAGUCGUCUCAGACGAGAAAAAACUCUCGGAUAAUAUUAUGGACCUGAUCCCACCGGUAGAAGCGCCUGUGAGUCAAGCAGCGUCAACGCAGCCCAUGACGUCCAUGAGCAUGCCGCUACAGCCUCCUCCAGGCCUAAUGAUGCGUGCUUUAUCGCCUCCCACAUCGCUCCUACCGGACUUUGGAGACAUCGCUCCAUUGUCACUGCUUGGAGACGCUACAGUGACAACCACAGCGACUUCGACUGCAGUGGCAACGACCGUAACAACAGCAGUGAAACGGGAGCUUCCGGUGGUGAAGCCCGCAGUUACAGGUACAGCAGCGAUGCGGAGGAAAGCGGAGUUGGCCACAGCGGCCAGUGUGACGCACAAGAAGCAGAAAACGGAAAAUAUUAAGCCCGAAACUGUCGUCAAAGCCGCUCCAGCUGUGCCGGUGUCGGUGCAUCAGCAGAUCCAGCAACAGACCAGACAUCUGCACAAUAACAACGCGUUGACUGCGUCGGCCGCAGCGGCUGCCGCUGCUGCAGCACGCGAGAAAGUGAUGAAGGAGCCACAGUCUGGAGACUUGUACGAGUGUGUGAUCACGAAGCGGAAUGGCGGACUGGGACUGACGCUCGCGUGUGUGGACGACCACGUCCAGAUCACUGGACUUGCGCCUGAUACGCCUGCUGCUAGCAGCGGCAUCUGCGUGGGAGAUACGCUAGUUGCUGUGUCCGGUUUGCCCGUGCGUGGACUGCAGUUCUCGACUGUUAUUGGCCGUCUCAAGUCGACGUCACGCAACUCGGUCGUACUGAAGCUUCGUCGCAAUCCUUUUCGACAGAAUGCUGGGAAUUCUGCUGCUUAUCGUGGAAUAAAGCGACCUGGUCGUGGUGUGAUUAAAGGCUCGGAUAGCAGCAACAGUGCUAACGUGUUGUCAAGUAAGACGAUGGCGCUGGAAUCACGGAUAGGCGGAGGUCUAGGAAACGGUCAGAACGGAUCAGCAGCAAACAGCUUGCACAAUGGCAACACAAGCGCAGGUUUAGAUGAUCUGCAUCGCUCACAUCACCCCGGAGUAUCUGGUUUCACGUCAAGCCUGCAUGCUCAACACCUGUUGAAAUCGGAGCCCAUGAACUCGACCUAUUUUCCCACAGAUGCGUCCAUUCUCACAAUGGCGACAGCUCCAGGUUCUAGUGCUGCUGUGCCUCCCAGUGCUCUCGCGCCGUCGUCUUCUGUCUCAAAUGAAUCUCAGAGCGGCUACAGAGUUGCGAUUGAAGAGAAGGACCGGUACUACGCUGAAUGUCGAGCUCUUCGACAUGAACUGGGCAGAGCGAUGGUCGCACAACGGACGCAAAAGAGAAACACAGAGACGUACACUGCACAGCUACAGGCGGUCGUGGACAAGUUCCAGGAACAAGUUCGAGAACUGGUAACAGAAACAACAGCCACGGACGAGCUAGCAGCUCUGCGCCAAAAGCUGGUGGAGACGAAUCAGAAAUUGGCAAAGCAGCAGACAGAGAUGUUGGCACUUCAAGAGCGCGAGGCACGACAUGCACUUCCAGAAGCUCAGAGAGUAAAAUGGCAACUGGUGUCGCACAUGCGGAAGAGUGUGCUUCAGAUUGACUGCAAGGCGGCGUGUAAAGCAGCUUCCACACCAGUCAAGAAGACCGGGUCUUUGAGCUUCGAAGAGCGUCUAGACGGUGUGCGUCCAAGUGCGUUCGCAUUGCUGGUGGGACAAAACAACGUAAAGCCGGACACACAAACAACCGAGCUGGAUCUGGAUGCUAAAGCAUGUACAGAGCUGCUGGGCUGGAAUCUGCGAGAAGCUGUGGUCCAAGCAGGAGUGACGUACACUGUGAGUGUGGCGGAUGCUGUUCACGUCAAGUACAUGCGAACCGAAGAAGCGCUCGUCGUCUCGUGGACCCUUUGUGUCAAGGACAGCAAGAAGUGA